Messenger RNA from Arctia plantaginis, 372 nucleotides. NCBI's taxonomy places the organism in Eukaryota, Metazoa, Arthropoda, Insecta, Lepidoptera, Erebidae. The record is from the annotation of a GenBank genome assembly.
AUGGCGAAAAUGGCAUUCCAACACCAAGCUGGAACAGCUAUGGAGUGUCUCAGCAUACCAAUAACUCUCCAAAAAGAGGCUGGUGUAGACUCCGAAGGCAGAGAAGUAAUGAAAUGUGGUUUUAAAAUUGGCGGUGGAAUCGACCAAGAUUAUCGCAAAAGCCCUCAAGGAUAUACUGACAAUGGUAUAUAUGUAACUGAAGUUCAUGAAGGAAGUCCUGCUGCUAAGUCUGGGUUGAGAAUGCAUGACAAAAUAUUACAGUGUAAUGGCUAUGACUUCACAAUGGUGACUCAUAAAAAAGCAGUCAGUUAUAUAAAAAAACACCCUAUUCUAAACUUAUUAGUGGCUAGGAAAGGUGUAACUUCGACAUAA